AUGUCUUUUGCUCAAUACACUGAUGUUAAUGAUAUAAAACAAAGUGGAUAUUCAAAAUGGCGUUCAAUAUUAUUACGAAUGAAUUAUUCUGGUAUGGAUUAUCAAUAUCAUCAAAUCAAAUUAAAUUAUCAAACAUUUCGUCAUACAAUAUGGCGUACAUUGAAUUCAUUGGCAAUAAUUAUACUUAUGAUUAUAUCACUUUUUACAUUGAAUAAUAAUAAUUUUUUCAUCACAAUAAUUGAUCUGGAAUUGAUUACCAAUACAAAACAACGACGAUUAUCGAAAUAUAAUCGCCAAUAUUUAUGUCAUUAUUUUACCAUUUCAAAUCGUAUAUUCAUGUCAUUGAUUCAUUCAAUUAGCUGUACGAUUAUAAUCAGCAUAUUUGUGGCCACAUAUUUAUCAUUUAAUUAUUAUCUAAAUGAUGAUAUUAGUUUCAGUAAAUUUAUUCUAUUCAUACCAAUCUAUUUGAUUGGUUCAUCGCAUACAAAUUUUCUUGUCAAAUUAUUCAUUGGUAUUGGUAAUUAUUUAUUGUUUUAUACAAAAUUUCUGGAAUUAAGAUUUUUACAACUAAAACGUAUGAUGAACAUUAUUGUACGUGGACGAAAUGUUGAAAUGAAAACAUCAAAACUAAGAUUACCAAGUCAUUAUUGCAUAUCGAUAUUAGUAUCGAUAAUUGGUGAUCAUAUUGUUCACUGUGUUUAUGGUGAUGGUACGAUAAUUGUGCAGAAUUUUACAUCAAAAAUUGUGGACAAUGAUGAAAGUAGCACCAGCACUAGCGACAAUGAUAAUGAUAAUGAUGGAACAGAAAAUUCUGAAACUUUUAUCGGUUCCGGUGGCUUGAAUUCAGCAUUAACAUCAUCACUAAUGUUUCCACAACAACAUCAACAACAACAACAAUUACAACAGCCACAAUUACAACAGCCACAAUUAUCAUUAUCAAUGCCGUUUACAUAUCAAACACAAACAUUUUCAGAUAAUACCACAAAUACAGAUAAAGAUCGUACUCUGAUUAUCCCAGCUCCAGGUUCCAGCACUGGUUUUGUUUGUCCAACACCUUUUGGUCGAUUUCGUUAUGAACUUUGUGAAUAUUAUUAUGUGUGUUUUUUUGGCUAUCCAUUUUUAAUCAAAUGUCAUCCGGCUAAAAGAUUUGAUAUACGUGUUAAAAUGUGUGUAUCAUGGCAACAGGCAUACUGUCAGGAUGUUAUUGCAACGAUUGGACCACCAGCACCAAUACCGCCUGGUGAACCACCAAUGUUACCAACGAUAAUACCACAGCAGCCAAAACCUUUUAUUAUGCAACCAAUUCGUACACGACCGCCACCAAUAAGACGACCACCAAACGGAUUUUUUAGACCACCACCACCACCACCACAACAAUUUCCACAUAUAUCACAUAUUCCACAUAUUCCACAAAUACCACAAUAUCCACAAUAUCCAAGACCACCAUAUAUUCCAACAAUGUCUGGCAUACCAAAUGGAAUGCCUGCAAUGCCUAUGAUACCGCAAUUGCCAACCGUUUCCGGUGUACCAAUGUUACCUGGCAUAAUGAAAGAUCAACAUCAACCAAUAAUGGGCGAUAUGAACAACAACAAUCAACAAAUGGAAUUUCCAAUGAAUAAUCAAAUAUUCAAUGGCAAUAAUCAAUGUCCACCACCAUCAUCAUCGAAUCGUGUGGGUAAAAAACUUGUCCAUCAUCAUCAAGUGGAUAACAAUAAUAAUACAUUGAACGAUACUACUAAUCUAAAUGAACGAUCAUUUGGUCUUUUAUUUGGUAACAAUAAUAAUAAUAAUGGUGAUGAUAAUGAUGGUGAUGAUGGUGAUAAAAAUGAUAUUAUCUGGUGUUGA
Molecule: messenger RNA, 1845 nt
Organism: Dermatophagoides farinae (American house dust mite)
Lineage: Eukaryota; Metazoa; Arthropoda; Arachnida; Sarcoptiformes; Pyroglyphidae
Cellular component (GO): extracellular region
Molecular function (GO): chitin binding
Source: RefSeq, a predicted model, not a curated record